CGAUUUUCACUGCUUGAAGCAAGUCGGGCGAUGGAGUCUAUGGGUGGGCAGCUGCUGAGGGCUGUUGAGGAGGCUGAUUUGGAGGAGAUACUUGAUAGUCUUCGCGCAGCUCUUCCCAUUCAGACAGCUCAGACAGGCGGAACCGGCACCAGACGCAUCAAAACCACACACCUGGAUGACCUCGACCAAGUCGCUGCUCGGCAGUUUCGAGCCACCCAGGCGCCCACGAUAUCCAUCUCCGGCCGAAGCCUCCCAUUAGUAUACAAGAUAAUAUCAACGCUCGUCUCGCCGCCUCACUCCCUGGCUCUCUUUGUCCUUGACUUCGACGGCCGCUUCGACGCCACUCGCCUCACAUGCGCCGAGCAAGACCUUCAGCACGUCUACGUUCACCAGCCGCCAUACAGCGAAGGGUCCAACACCAACGCCGAGCACAUCCGAUCACUCAUCGCAGAUGCCGAGCGCUUCAUGGUCUACGAAGACGACUCGGCGGCGUCUCGCACGCGUGAAUGGUGGGGUACGAUUGUUCUGGGCGGGCUGGGAGCAGGAGAUUUGGUUGCUGGGUGGAAAGGCUGGCUUCACGUUGAUCGUGAUAAUGUGGCAGAGUAUUCUCUGAGGGUGACGUUGGAGGACGCUUUUGAGAGACGCUCUGAUAGGCAGGAAGUCGUUGAUAGAACUGGAUGGGCAGCAACAUCACAGUGGGGGGGAUUUACUUUUGAGGAAUGAUGCUACUCAUUACACAACCUAUGCAGUCACGAUUUGUGGAUAGCAGUGAUCAUGAAGAUUUCACGACGGUAUUGCGCAGCAGUUAUAAGAAUGAAAUAAUCUAUACUUUGAUGUGAAAGACUACUAGGUAUCUAGACCAUGUCUAAUAUCUUGUUUAUGAUGAUGUCUAAACAAUAUUCUGUAAAACGCUUGGGGUAUAUAAACAGGUUCCACCAGGUUUACCUGGCUAAAAAGGAAUGCGUAGCAAAAG
This is a messenger RNA of Trichoderma atroviride IMI 206040, 973 nucleotides long. RefSeq lists its product as uncharacterized. NCBI's taxonomy places the organism in Eukaryota, Fungi, Ascomycota, Sordariomycetes, Hypocreales, Hypocreaceae. The record is from RefSeq and is a predicted model, not a curated record.